This is a messenger RNA of Antechinus flavipes (yellow-footed antechinus), 5033 nucleotides long. It is a transcript of the gene DGKB, whose product is annotated as diacylglycerol kinase beta. The coding region runs from base 634 to 3042 and encodes 802 amino acids. Lineage: Eukaryota; Metazoa; Chordata; Mammalia; Dasyuromorphia; Dasyuridae. The transcript has 26 exons. Gene Ontology annotation, biological process: intracellular signal transduction; lipid phosphorylation; diacylglycerol metabolic process. Gene Ontology annotation, cellular component: plasma membrane. The record is from RefSeq and is a predicted model, not a curated record. Gene Ontology annotation, molecular function: calcium ion binding; ATP-dependent diacylglycerol kinase activity.
GAAGGACCUGGAAACUUUGGGUUGCUGCGUGGGGAGGCCGCCGGAGCUGAGCCUUUCCCUCGGCAAGGCAGGAAGUAGCUGAGGCGGCUGGCUCGUCCUCAGUCCUGCCUAGCUCAUCUUCCCCGGCGCUCCGGACAGAGGCGGAGGCAGUGGCAGCCGCCGCCGAGGCCGCCAGAGCGGGCAGGACUAUUUGCAGCAGCCCUCACCCCCCGCUCCCGUCCAUCCCCCCCCCCCUCCCGCAGCGGGCGCACAGACUCACACACGCAGGCACGCGCGCACACACAUUCACACACACGUACACACACACGCGCGCACACACACGCGCACACACAUACACGCACGGCGCACUCACGCGCCCCUCCAGCAUCCGCGCAUCCCUGGAGCUCUCCAUCUCCGCGCUGCCAGUGCUCGCAGACCCCGCCAGGCGCCAGAAGCCUCCGAGCCGGGGACAACAGAACUUUGAUUCAUCCUUAAAGUAAAGGACUUGCAUCAGUAAACAUCUUGCAGCAACUGAUGAUAUAUUUUAAUAUCUGGAGUUUUCAUCUGAUCAUGUGGAACCACUGAAGCUCAGGCUUCAAGCAACCACCUGUCUUUGAAGUCCCCUGAUAUGUGACAGAGUUCUUGGAAGCCAUUAUGACAAACCAGGAGAAGUGGGCUCACCUCAGUCCUUCUGAAUUCUCUCAGCUCCAGAAGUAUGCUGAAUAUUCUACAAAAAAAAUCAAAGAUGUCCUGGGAGAAUUCCAUGGCAAUGGCGUCCUAGCAAAGUAUAAUCCUGAAGGGAAACAAGACAUUCUUAACCAAACCAUAGAUUUUGAAGGUUUCAAGCUGUUCAUGAAAACAUUCCUGGAGGCCGAACUCCCUGAUGAUUUCAGUGCUCAUCUCUUCACAUCUUUUAGCAACCAAGCCCCUCAUUCGAGUCCCUUGGUCAAAAGUAAACCUCCCCUCCUCUCCGGGGGUUUGCGGAUGAAUAAAGGUGCUGUGACUCCUCCCCACACUUCUCCAGCCAGUUUGCAUUUACCACAAGUCAUCCAGCUGAAAGAUAUUGUCUGCUACUUGUCUCUGCUUGAACGAGGAAGACCUGAAGACAAACUAGAGUUCAUGUUCCGCCUCUACGACACGGAUGGCAAUGGCUUCCUGGACAGUUCGGAGCUGGAAAAUAUCAUCAGCCAGAUGAUGCACGUGGCCGAGUAUCUGGAGUGGGACGUCACUGAGCUCAGUCCGAUACUUCAUGAAAUGAUGGAAGAGAUCGAUUAUGACCAUGAUGGCACCGUUUCUCUGCAGGAGUGGAUUCAGGGAGGGAUGACGACCAUCCCCUUACUGGUGCUCCUUGGCCUGGAGAAUAAUGUGAAGGAUGACGGACAGCACGUUUGGCGACUGAAGCAUUUUAACAAGCCAGCCUACUGCAAUCUCUGCUUGAACAUGCUCAUCGGCGUGGGGAAGCAGGGCCUGUGCUGCUCUUUUUGCAAGUACACGGUCCACGAGCGCUGUGUGGCAAGAGCACCUCCUUCCUGCAUCAAGACCUACGUGAAGUCCAAAAAGAACACAGAUGUCAUGCACCAUUACUGGGUUGAAGGCAACUGCCCAACCAAGUGUGACAAGUGUCAUAAAAAUGUCAAAUGUUACCAAGGCCUGACUGGACUUCACUGUGUUUGGUGUCAGAUCACACUUCAUAAUAAAUGUGCCUCUCACCUCAAACCCGAGUGCGACUGUGGAAUCUUGAGGGACCAUAUCUUACCACCCACAGCAAUCUGCCCAGUGGUGCUGACUCUGCAAACUUCAGGAGUUUCAGUUCCUGAGGAUCGCCAAGGAACCGUGAACAAGGAUAAUGGAUCUUCUCAGCAGGCGAACAAAGCUGGAGACAAGAACAAAAUGCAGAGGGCCAACUCAGUGACUGUGGAUGGCCAAGGCCUACAGAUUACUCCAAUUCCUGGCACUCACCCAUUGUUGGUUUUUGUCAAUCCCAAGAGUGGUGGGAAGCAAGGAGAAAGAAUCUACAGAAAAUUUCAGUAUCUCUUAAAUCCUCGCCAGGUUUAUAGUCUUGCUACAAAUGGACCCAUGCCAGGGUUAAAUUUCUUCCGAGAUGUUCCUGACUUCAGAGUCCUGGCGUGUGGUGGAGAUGGAACAGUGGGCUGGAUUUUGGACUGCAUAGAGAAGGCAAAUAUAGCCAAGCAUCCUCCAGUUGCGAUCCUGCCUCUUGGGACUGGUAAUGACCUUGCCAGAUGCCUCAGAUGGGGAGGAGGCUAUGAAGGGGAGAGUCUGAUGAAAAUCCUCAGAGACAUUGAAAACAGCUCCCAGAUCAUGUUGGACCGAUGGAAGUUUGAGGUCACCCCAAAUGAUAAAGAUGAAAAGGGAGACCCAGUGCCUUACUCGAUCAUCAAUAACUACUUCUCCAUUGGUGUGGAUGCCUCCAUUGCCCACAGAUUCCACAUUAUGAGAGAGAAACACCCGGAGAAGUUCAACAGCCGAAUGAAGAACAAGUUUUGGUAUUUUGAGUUUGGCACUUCGGAGACAUUUUCAGCGACCUGCAAGAGGCUGCAUGAAUCCGUGGAGAUCGAAUGUGAUGGCGUGCAGCUAGACCUAAUAAACAUCUCGCUGGAAGGAAUUGCUAUUUUGAAUAUUCCCAGCAUGCAUGGAGGAUCCAAUCUUUGGGGAGAGACCAAGAAAAGACGUAGUCAUCGCCGAACUGAAAAGAAGGGAUCAGACAAGAGAACAACUGUCACUGAUGUUAAGGAGCUAAAGUUUGCAAGUCAAGAUCUGAGUGAUCAGCUGUUGGAGGUGGUUGGUCUAGAAGGUGCCAUGGAGAUGGGACAGAUUUACACUGGUCUGAAGAGUGCUGGCCGCCGCCUUGCUCAGUGCUCCUCAGUGGUUAUUAGGACAAGCAAGUCACUGCCAAUGCAGAUUGAUGGGGAGCCAUGGAUGCAGACCCCAUGUACUAUCAAAAUUACCCACAAGAACCAAGCCCCGAUGCUUAUGGGACCCCCACCCAAAACCGGGUUCUUCUGCUCUAUCGUCCGGAGGACACGGAACCGCAGCAAGGAGUGAGCCCGGCUGCCCGGGCCUUCGCCACCCAACGGCGGUCCCGCGGGCUCGUGAACAUUCACUCUCGAAAGCUUCGACCCGUUUUGUCGUCUGUAUACGCUGCCAGCUCUUGGAAUUGGUUCUGCAGUGUCUGUGCCUGAGCUAAUGUACAAUUCUGCUAUUAGAACAUUUCUUGUCCCAGUUUUAGAGGCAUUUUGCAUGAAGAAAGCAGAUGUUUCCAUAAAGUGAUAUUGCAUAUAUCUGUGGCAUGCAUUCCCAUGGAUUUUUAUGUCUCUCUCCACGUACGCUCCCACCCUAACCCUGCCCCCCUUCUGCAGCCCCUGCUUACUAACUUGUGGGAGUCGCCUGUUGUGAAACAUGAAAAGGGAACUACCCAGAGAAAUUGGUCCUCUCAGUGUGACCCCCCCUUCUAUUAUCAAGCCCAGAUCAGUGAGACCAGGGUGAGGAUGGCACCCUCGGGCUGGCUAGAGGCUUAAGUGAGAUGAUGGAUGCAAAGCGCUUUGUAGACCUUUAAACGCACUAGUUAAAUGUGAGCUAUAAUGAUUAUUAUUAUUAUUAUGGUUAAUUAUUAUGAUUAUUAUUGUCUUUUUGGGAACCAAAUAUCCGAUCAAUGGUCUUUGACCUUGACUUCUAAGGGGCCUUUAAAAUCCCAGGUUUCAUUAAACGGUUAUCUGUCCUGUCUCACUGCUUGUCCUGUGCUUUCAAUCUUCUUCUAAACUCAACUCUGUUGUGUGUGAUUGAAGAGGGGGGGAAUGGAUUGUCUAGUAAGUCUAGCAGAAGGCAGAUACUUCUGGGGAGAUGGAAAGCCAAGUUCUUUCUUCCAGAAAGAAAGGAAAGCAUUUGACUCAGAACUAAAUUUGACGAUUGAGAAGAACCCUAAACCUCCCUGCCUCUGAACCCUGUGAGAGCACCUCAUAAUCGCUUAUGUAACCAAGAACCAAGUGGACUUUGUAAACCAUGUGCCUAAUCAACUGCAUUUCCCACCAAAGAUUUAGCAAGAGAGGCCUGAGAGAAAUGGGUUAAUGCAUAAUUAAUCAGGCGCUGGGGAGCCAAUCCACUCCGGGAAACUUACAAUUCUUUGAAUUGCUUUAGUGAUGGCUUAAAUAACACUAGAAGAGGAUAACCUGGCUAUUAAUUAUAAUUAAAAUGCUUUCUUUUGAUAGACAGAGCUCCAGAAUCUAUAGUCCCGGUUCCAGAAGGGCCUUCUUGGCUUCCUUGUUAUUCUUAAAUGGAUGGAUGUCUAUUUCAGUUAAGUGCAUCUAAGAAAGGAACCCAGAAGUAGUCUCGAGCCUUUUUUUUUUUUUUUUUGAGUUGGGACUUUUGCUUGUUUCCAAUAUUAAGGUGAUGAGAGCAUGGAUCACACUUGUCCUUGGUUCUUGCCUCUGGGAGAUUUCUUAGAAACACUUAGAUCUGAUGCUAUAGAGCUUUGCAUAGUCUGUCUAUCCCCUAUGGUGACUGGCAGUGUAUCCUAGGACAGUAGCCAUCCCCAGCUGGUAGGAACUUAAGGGCACAAUGGAAUGCUUCCCCAAACAGCUAAGGUAUUGCUUCAUGUUGACUGCCAUUUCAUCCAAGACUGUUUUGUGUCUUCAAGCAAGCUACAAGGAGAAAAUGUUUGAAACGCAUGAUGAGCUCUCUCUCUCUCUCUCUCUCUCUCUCUCUCUCUCUCUCUGCAUUUAAGUGCUAAUGAUUUAUCAGUGCUAUUUUGUAUUGAUUCAAUUCAUCUUUGAAUAACAAAGAGCAUUUAGUCAUUUGGUUGAACUCAGUCAUCGUGUGCAUGGAUUUAUGGAUUCCCAAUGACAUUGCUUUCAUCUCUGUGCUUUGGUUGGAAGCCUAACUCAGCUGAGUGCUACUAGACCCUGGACCUAAGCCACACCCAUCUCUUAGGCUGAUAUUUUGGAGAAGAUCCUGUACCCAAGUCCCUUCUCUCAGUAUCCUAGAAGCCUCCAAGUCUAAUAACAAUAAACAAAAUGUCUUCAUGGGUUCUUGAAAGAGAA